Messenger RNA from Cucurbita maxima (winter squash), 2592 nucleotides. RefSeq names its product cation/H(+) antiporter 18-like. Gene Ontology annotation, cellular component: membrane; endomembrane system. Gene Ontology annotation, molecular function: antiporter activity. Gene Ontology annotation, biological process: regulation of pH; proton transmembrane transport. Bases 124 to 2496 code for a protein of 790 amino acids. Lineage: Eukaryota; Viridiplantae; Streptophyta; Magnoliopsida; Cucurbitales; Cucurbitaceae. The record is from RefSeq and is a predicted model, not a curated record. The transcript is spliced from 2 exons.
UCUGUAGAGAGAGAAAGGGAGAGAGAAGUAGAAGGCUACAAAACUGGAGCUCCGAUUCAGUUUCCUCUCACACAAAGAAUUAGUAGAACAAACAGAGGGGCUUGAAGAUCUCUGCGGCUAACAAUGGCGACCAAUGCGACGGUGACCGGUGCUUGUCCGGCGGUCAUGAAGGCCACCUCUAAUGGCGUCUUCCAAGGCGAUAAUCCUUUGAAUUAUGCUCUCCCUCUCGCCAUCCUUCAGAUUUGUCUCGUCGUCCUCCUCACUCGACUUCUUUCCAUUCUUCUCCGCCCCAUUCGUCAGCCUCGUGUUAUUGCUGAGAUUGUCGGCGGGAUCUUACUGGGUCCGUCGGCGCUGGGCCGGAACGUGAAUUACUUGCACACAAUCUUUCCGGCGAGGAGUCUCACUGUAUUGGACACGUUAGCCAAUUUGGGUCUUCUCUUCUUCCUGUUUCUGGUGGGGUUGGAGUUGGACCCAAAAGCUCUCCGCCGCACCGGAAAACGAGCGAUGUGCAUUGCCUUUGCCGGAAUCACUCUCCCGUUUGUCUUUGGCAUCGGCACCUCAUUUAUACUCCGAUCAACCAUCUCCAAAGGCGUCAAUCAAGGCGCACUCCUCGUCUUCAUGGGUGUAGCUCUUUCCAUCACUGCAUUUCCUGUUCUGGCUCGAAUUUUGGCUGAGCUUAAGCUUUUAACGACGGAUGUUGGCCGGAUGGCCAUGUCUGCUGCCGCCGUAAAUGACGUUGCUGCAUGGAUUCUUCUAGCAUUGGCGAUUUCACUCUCCGGCACCGGACACUCCCCUUUGGUUUCCUUAUGGGUUUUUCUCUCUGGCUCUGUUUUUGUCGUGAUCUGCAUCUUCUCUGCUCCACCUCUGUUCCGGUGGAUGUCGCAACGCUGCUCCGAAGGCGAGCCGGUGAAGGAGUUGUACAUUUGUGCUACUUUGUCUCUGGUUUUGGCGGCUGGGUUCAUUACGGAUUUGAUCGGAAUCCAUGCCUUGUUCGGAGCUUUCGUCAUCGGAGUUUUGGUUCCGAAAGAAGGCCCAUUCGCCGUCGCUCUAGUGGAGAAAGUUGAAGAUCUCGUGUCGGGUCUUUUUCUUCCAUUAUACUUCGUUUCCAGUGGGUUGAAAACAGAUGUUGCAACAAUUCGAGGAGCUCAAUCAUGGGGUCUUCUCGUUCUAGUCAUUUUCAAUGCUUGUUUCGGUAAAAUCAUCGGAACUGUCUCUGUUGCUCUGCUCUGCAAAAUGCCAUUUAAAGAAUCAGUAGCUUUGGGGGUUUUAAUGAACACCAAAGGAUUGGUGGAAUUAAUUGUUCUUAACAUUGGAAGAGACAGGAAGGUUUUGAAUGAUCAAUCAUUUGCGAUUAUGGUUCUAAUGGCGAUCUUCACAACGUUCAUAACAACCCCUGUUGUUAUAGCUGUUUAUAAGCCGGAGAAAAAACAGAGCAAAUCAAAUUACAAACAUAGAACACUCGAAAGAGAGAAUCCCAAUUCUGAGCUUCGAAUUCUUGCUUGUUUCCACUCAUUUAGCAACAUUCCGGCGACGAUUAAUUUAAUCGAGGCAUCCCGAGGGAUUGAAAAGAAGGAAGGGCUCUGUGUUUAUGCUCUGCAUUUAAUGGAGCUAACAGAGCGAUCCUCUGCCAUUCUUAUGGUUCAUAAAGCAAGGAAGAAUGGCGUACCCUUUUGGAACAAAGGCCGUGCCGAUUCGAACCAGAUCGUCGUUGCCUUCGAGGCAUUCCGACAGCUCAGCCGUGUUUCAAUCCGGCCAAUGACCGCCAUUUCUGCUCUGUCCAACUUGCAUGAAGACAUCUGUAACAGCGCCGAGACGAAAAGGGCCGCCAUUAUUAUUCUCCCGUUUCACAAGCAUCAAAGAUUGGACGGAUCAUUGGAAACGACAAGGACUGAUUACCGGUCGGUCAACCGAAAAGUUCUGGAACUAGCCCCCUGCUCUGUCGGAAUUUUGAUCGACAGAGGCCUCGGUGGUGGGGCCCACGUCUGCGCUAGUAAUGUCUCUUCUACUGUUACCGUGUUUUUCUUCGGCGGUCGUGACGACCGUGAAGCUCUGGCAUUUGGGAAAAGAAUGUCAGAGCAUCCGGGAAUCAGCCUACAUGUCGUCCGGUUCUCCCCCAGCGCCGAUUUCGCGGCGGAAUCCGUCACCGUCGAUGUAAGAGACAACGGUUCCACCGAUUCCGAUGCCGAUAAAAGGGCAUUGGCGUCGAUUGUAUAUGAAGAGAGAUACGUGACGAAAGGGAGCCAAGCCGUUGAAGCGAUGAAGGAGUUUAAUAAAUGUAAUUUGAUUUUGAUCGGAAGAAUGCCGGAAGGGGAAGUGGUGAGGAGUUUGAAUAUGAAUGUUGUCGAGAGUUCGGAACUUGGGCCGGUCGGCGGCGUGUUGGCGUUGCCGGAGUUUUCGACGAUGGCGUCGGUGCUGGUGGUGCAGCAGUUUCAUGGUGAUUUACAGUUGAUGGCGGAUUCGAGUUCCAAAGGGGAAUCAACCGAGGAAGAACGUUGAAGAAAGAAUCCAUUUUUAAAAAUGGGAUUUUGAAAUUUAUAGAUUUUAUAUUAUAUUUGAUUCCAAUCAUUUUUGUCUUAUUAUAGAUUUGGGAUU